AUGUCAGCUGUCAAUGACACCAACUUCCAAUUUACAGUGUUCCUUCUCACUGGGAUACCUGGGAAGGAAGAUAUCUAUUUCUGGAUCUCUGUCCCCUUCUGCCUAAUGUAUGUUAUUUCGAUAGUAGGAAAUUCAGUUAUUCUGNAGCCCAUGUACAUUUUACUUUCCAUGUUGGCUGUCACAGACCUUGGCUUAUCAAUAACCACCAUACCUACAAUACUGGGCAUAUUCUUGUUCAACUCUAGGGAGAUCAGCCUCGAUGCCUGUUUUUCCCAGUUGUUCUUCAUCCACUUGCUUCAAGGUAUGGAAUCCUCCGUGCUCUUGUUGAUGGCCUUUGACCGCUUCAUCGCAAUCUGUAACCCGCUGAGAUAUGCUUCCAUCUUAACUCCAUCGAGGUUAGCCAAAAUGGUUCUGCUGUGUGUGCUAAGAGGGGUGGUCAUAGUAUUAGCGCUCCCUUUUCUGCUGAAACGGUUCCAGUACUGUCGAGCUAAUGUCCUCUCCCAUUCCUACUGCGUUCACCAGGAGGUCAUGAAGAUGGCUUGUGCAGAUAUCUCAGUCAACAAUAUCUAUGGCUUGUCUACUGCACUCUUAACCAUGGGAUUGGACUCAUUGCUCAUCUUCCUCUCUUAUGUGAUGAUCCUCAAAACAGUGCUGAGUGUCGUGUCCCAUGAGGAGUGUCUCAGGGCACUGAACACCUGCGUCUCCCACCUCUGUGCCGUCCUGCUCUUCUACAUACCAGAGAUCGGCUUGUCUGGGAUACACAGAUUUGGGAAUAGCUCUUCCCACUUGCUUCAGUUUGUCCUGGGCUACUUCUAUCUGCUGGUCCCACCCCUAAUGAACCCCAUUGUGUACAGCGUGAAAAGCAAACACCUUCGUACGAGGAUAAUCAGGGUCUUCAUCAACUUGAGGGUCAGUUCCUCACAAUGCUCCCAUAGUAGUGACCUGGGAGUCAAAAAACACAGGCCACAGCCAUCUAUUCCAUCCUGGACUCUUCCAUCCGAGAAGACAUGA
Messenger RNA from Chelonoidis abingdonii (Abingdon island giant tortoise), 1011 nucleotides. RefSeq names its product olfactory receptor 51G2-like. Gene Ontology annotation, molecular function: G protein-coupled receptor activity; olfactory receptor activity. The record is from RefSeq and is a predicted model, not a curated record. Gene Ontology annotation, biological process: G protein-coupled receptor signaling pathway. NCBI's taxonomy places the organism in Eukaryota, Metazoa, Chordata, Testudines, Testudinidae. Gene Ontology annotation, cellular component: plasma membrane.